Wyeomyia smithii (pitcher-plant mosquito) is the source of this 2716-nucleotide messenger RNA. RefSeq lists its product as uncharacterized. NCBI's taxonomy places the organism in Eukaryota, Metazoa, Arthropoda, Insecta, Diptera, Culicidae. The coding region runs from base 389 to 2464 and encodes 691 amino acids. The transcript has 3 exons. The record is from RefSeq and is a predicted model, not a curated record.
CUUUCAAACCGUAGUGCAAUGAAUCUCCUCUUUCUAAUGUAGAUAAAUCAAAAUGUUUGCGUGUCCUGUUUGCAAGGAUCGGUUUUCCGAAAAAACAUAUUAUCUGGAACACCUGAAAAGUCAUGGAUCGACUGUUCAACAAUACGUGUGCAAUUGUUUUAUGAGGUUUGACGUUUUCAGCAGCUUCAAGCGACAUUUUCUACGUUGUCAAUAACUCAAUAGUGUGCCUUUCGAUGAAUGUACUGCCGGAACCUCACAAGAUAUACGAGGAUGUGAGGGCGGAACCGUACUUAUCCCUAAUACGACUAGUUUAGAACUAGCGCUUCUAGAACCUGAGAGAGUAAUUACUGAACCUGAGAAAGACAUCGUGAACACAAUAGAAGAAGAAAUGUUAAAACUUGUAUUACGAUUCAUGUCCGACAGCGUAUUAAGUAGGAAAAAGGCACUUGAUUUCGUUAACGAUAUAAAUAGGUUUUCUUGUACUUUGUUAGCUGGCAUUAAAAGCAACUUAAAAACAUUUGUUAAACCAGAGUCGCAAGCUGAUUUUGACAAAAUAUUACAACAAUUGAUUGAAAAGUUCUCUUUAAAGACUGAAGACCAAGUGCAAACAUUUUUAAAAACCAAAAAUUUGUUUAAGGAUCCUAGUGUAGAGAUUGUGCAUAACCAACUAGAACAUGUUACACAUCUGAACCAGAGAGUAAUUGGCCACAAGAAACAAAAAGUGAUAAUGCCAUGCGUUCAGACAUCUAUCAAACAAUUUUUCGAAAGAGACAACCUGUUGAAUCUCACUAUCAAGAACAUGAACCAGCUCAACCAUGACAAAAGCGGUAAAAUAAGUAAUUAUAUUCAAGGAUCCUCUUGGAAGAAAAAAAUUGAAGAGUUGGGGAAAGAUAACUUGUAUAUUCCAUUUUUUUUAUACAAUGAUGAUUUCGAUUCGGACAAUUCUUUGGGAGCACAUAAAGGAAAAAACUCUCAGUGCGGGUUCUAUUUAUCCUGUCCAGUUAUUCCUAAUAGAUUCAAAGGAAAGCUCAACAGCUUUAUUCCUGUUAUGUUCAUCAACUCAAAAGUUAAAAAAAUUCGACCACAACGUGUUUUUCGCGAAUUAAUUAAGAAAAUGAUCCUCUUACAGAGGGAAGGAAUUGAAAUUACUGAUAGCCACAACACAACUCGAAUAUAUCCGGUGUUGUGUAUGUUCACUGGUGACAAUUUAUCUCUAAAUUAUAUCGGAGGAUUUACUACAAGUUUUAGUUCCAAUCAUUAUUGCCGUUGGUGUUUGUCUUCAAAAAGUGAAAUGCAAGAAAUGAUUUCAGAAGAUGAAACAUCGCUCAGGAAUAUGAACAAUUAUUUGAAUGAUGUUAAGAAAAGCAACAUGAAAGAAACGGGAAUUAAAUUUCGAUGCCCAUUUAUAGAUUUACCAGCGUUUGAUAUUAUUAACGCAUUGAAUUUUGAUCCCAUGCAUGAUUUAGGCGAAGGUAUACUACCUUAUACGGUUGCACUUGUGUUAGCAAAACUUCUCACGGAUUAUGGAUCCGAAAGUUUUUCAUUAGAAGUCAUUAACAGCCGAAAAAAUUUGUUCGACUACGGGUUAUACAAGAUGAAUAAUAUACCAGAAGACAUAACCCGGUCAAAUUUAAACGAAGAAAUGCUGAAAAUGUCGUCCUGCGAAAUGUUUACAUUUGUUGAUUUUUUACCAAUGAUGAUCGGUGAUUUAAUUCAAAUAGGAGACAAGACGUGGAAAUACUUUUUAAAGCUUCGGAAACUUGUUGGCUUUGUAUAUAAACCAUCUUACUCAAAAGAAGAGAUAAAUGAGUUGAAAAACAUGAUCUAUCACCAUCACAAAAUGUUUAUGGAUAUUUUUGGAAAAACGUUGAAGCCAAAAAUGCAUCACCUAUUACAUUAUCCUACUGCUAUAGUUCGCAAUGGACCACUAAAAUCAACUGAUGGUAGGCGAGGUGAGAGCAAAAACCGCGAAAUAAAACAGUACGCUAGAGUUAAUUUCAACAGAAAGCAGUUAAGUUUAUCGAUAGUAAAAAAAGAGAUUUACAAAAGCUCAUAUUACUCCUUUUUAAAAUAUACUGAGCAUCAUUUUUCAUUGAUCAAAUCCAAAUAUGUAUACAUACAUCAAUUGAAUCUCAAUACUACAAUGUUCUCAAGGAAUGAACUAUGUGAAACUUCAACAUCGGGAACAUUUGAUGAUUUGAAAAUAAAUACAAAAACUUGUUUUAAAAUUGUCGAAACUUUUGUAAAAGUGCAAUAUCUUGUUGUGGUCAACGGUAUAAUUUAUGCGGUAGUAGAACAUCUUGAUGUGGAAUGUUUUUCAGACCAUAUGGUAUGUUACUUUAUAAAACCACAUGGAAGUAAUUUAACCACUGUUUUUGACUUAAGGCUUCUUGACAAUUUUCCACAGACAUUGCACAAAUUGAGCAACGGAAAGCUUGGUCUUGUUGAGCCUGAGUAUAUGUAAAUAUGUUUUCAAGUUAAAUUUAGGAAAUAAGUUAUAUCACAAAUUAUUAAAACAAUAUAUAUCAAACAGUAUUUAUACUUUUUUUAUGAUCUUAACCCUGUGCAAAGUCCAUAAAAAUCUACCUUCAACACAAUAUAACGCUUAUAAUAAACCGGAACAUCGAAAUUACAGACGGUGUAAGAUGUAAAAUGAAAAUAGUAAAACAUAUGCUAACCCUUCUACUUUCGUACGCUGGUAUACGAUCAAUCUGAC